AUUCGUGAAAGCGCCUCUUCUCUUUCAUUCUUCCCUUUCUUUCUUGCUGGUGGGGUGGCCUUCUGGUUGGUUCUAACUUCUGUCAAUGCGGUGUGGGUGUUGGUGUUGUUGGCAGCAAACAAAGCUCAUACCGUAAUUCCUACUUUUGGUGAAGAAAGCGGAUCAAGAAGAAGGAGAAGAAGAAGGCAGGCAGUUUAAAGGGUUUGCAUUGUUGGGAGCUCGAAGAAACCUCAGCUGCUCGUUUUAAAAUUGAUUCGUGAAAUUAAUUAUGCAAAUGGAGUCAUUGAAAGGCUGGAGAUUUGGCGCCGGUAUUCGAGAUCUGGGGCUGUUCAAUGAGAUCUUUUUACGCUGAUUCAUUCCGCAUCAGCAUCGGAUUUGUUCAUUUGAAUGUCUGCUUCGGAGAGCUCCUAUUGCCUCUAUUCAUUUUGCGAUUACCAUCGCUAGGGUUUCUCUCUAUCUAAUGCCAAAAUGACUACCAAACGCGCCUACAAGCUACAGGAAUUUGUAGCACAUUCUUCCAGUGUGAAUUGCCUCAAGAUUGGCAGGAAGUCGUCUAGGGUUCUAGUCACAGGAGGAGAGGAUCACAAGGUCAAUCUUUGGGCUAUUGGCAAGCCUAACGCCAUCCUGAGUUUGUCUGGACAUACAAGUGGAAUUGAUUCGGUAAGCUUUGAUUCUUCAGAGGUGCUAGUUGCUGCAGGAGCUGCAAGUGGUACAAUCAAGCUUUGGGAUUUAGAGGAGGCAAAGAUUGUUCGCACACUGACUGGUCACAGAUCUAAUUGCAUAUCUGUCGACUUCCAUCCCUUUGGGGAGUUCUUUGCGUCUGGCUCUUUGGAUACGAAUCUUAAGAUAUGGGAUAUCCGAAAGAAGGGGUGUAUCCACACGUACAAGGGCCACACUCGAGGGGUGAAUGCAAUCAGAUUUACUCCAGAUGGCCGUUGGGUUGUAUCUGGUGGAGAAGACAACACUGUGAAGUUGUGGGAUCUGACUGCUGGGAAGCUGUUGCAUGAUUUCAAGUUUCAUGAGGGCCAGGUUCAGUGCAUAGACUUUCAUCCGCAUGAGUUUUUGCUGGCAACAGGUUCAGCAGAUAGGAGUGUUAAAUUUUGGGACCUUGAAACCUUUGAGCUAAUUGGUUCGGCUGGACCUGAGACAACAGGAGUCCGCUGUUUGACUUUUAAUCCUGAUGGUAGGACCCUACUAUGUGGGUUGCAUGAAAGUUUGAAGGUUUUCACGUGGGAACCAAUAAGAUGUCAUGACGCCGUAGAUGUGGGAUGGUCCAGACUGUCAGAUCUCAAUGUUCAUGAUGGAAAACUUCUUGGCUGCUCAUACAACCAGAGUUGCGUUGGAGUAUGGGUUGUAGACAUCUCGCGCAUAGAACCAUAUGCAGUUAGUAAUGUUUCCAGAUUAAAUGGCCAUUCAGAAUCUAAAUCUUCUUCAAGUGGGAAUCUGUCAGUACCAAAUGAGAACACUGCUAAAGGUAGUGGGGGCCGGCUAUCCAUUUCACAAAAUUCAGAUCCUUCAGUGAAGGAAAUAAAAUCUCUAGGAAGGUUAUCAGUUUCUCAAAAUGCAGACCCUAUUAAGGAGCCAAAAGUUUUGGCACCCCCAGGAAGUGUACCUGCUACUCCUCAGAGGAUCGGUUUGAAUGCUACUCCAAAAACAAUUCCUGCUAGUUCUGUGGCAGUUCCUAGUGGAACAGCUCCGAAGAGGAAUUCCACAAAGGUGCCGUCAACAGCCAGUGUUCCAGUUAUUAACAAAUUGGAUGUGAUACCUGUAAUCGUCCCCAGAACCAAUAUGAGGUCAGAGCAAGCAGCUGAGUCCAGAAGGGAAGUUUCUGUAGCUGGAAGAGCAAUGCCAUUCACUUUCCAGUCAAAGGCUUCUGACUUCCGAAAGUUCCCUAACAUGAGAGAUGAAGUGGAUAAACUAAUUGUCUCUGUUGCGCCUGAAUUCUCAGGUUCUAAAGCUGUUGAAUUGGGAAAUGGUGCAGAUAGGAAUAUAUUUCAUGCAGUUAAAAGUUCGAUUCAAGGAAUAUCUGCUGCUGAAAAGAGCCUGAAGGAUGACAGAUUUGUUGGAUCUGGAAAGCAGGAAGUAAACUCAAUGACGGAGACAGUUGCUAGCUAUCAGCAUGAAAAUUAUGAUGCAUGUGGGCAUAAGGUGAAGAAAGAUGCAUGUUCAAUUGAAAGUGAAAGAGGAGGUAGAACGCGAUCACUUGUUGUGAAUUGGGAGAAAAGAGAAAGAUCUCCGACUUAUGAGGGACCCACUUCCUGUAUUCCCCUUGGCACUGUCUCUGCAGCAAAAAUGCUCCCUUUUAAUGCAUUUAAACAAAGAGGAUAUCUUCCAUCUUCUGAGAAAGAAAUGGUGUCUGCUAGUGAUGACGAUGGUAUUGCAGAUGUAAUGGAACAACAUGAUCAGUUUGUCAGCUCUAUGCAGUCUCGUUCAGCCAAGUUACAGGUUGUUUAUAGAUAUUGGGAAAGGAGUGAUGUCAAGGGUGUUGUUGGUGCAAUGGCGAAAAUGGCUGAUCAUGCUGUUGUUGCCGAUGUAAUGAGCAUCAUGACUGAGAAAAUUGACAUUGUUACAUUGGAUAUUUGCACUUGUCUUCUGCCACUUCUCAUAUUACUUCUUGAAAGUGACAUGGAUAGGCAUCUAAGCAUCUCUUUGGACAUGUUGCUUAAGCUCGUCAGAAUAUUUGGUUCAGUCAUUUAUUCCACGUUGUCAGCAUCGUCAUCAGUUGGUGUGGAUAUUGAGGCAGAGCAAAGGCUGGAGCGUUGCAACCUAUGCUUUAUAGAGCUUGAAAAAGUCAAACGCUGCCUACCUGCCCUUGCUAGAAGAGGUGGAUCAGUUGCAAAGUCUGCACAGGAGUUAAAUCUAGCUCUCCAGGAAGUUUCACAAACGAAGUAAUAGCGUGGAAGUGCAUUUUUUUCUGGCUUCACUUGAAUUUUUUCUUGUUGCUUUGAGGGAGUUCCUUCUUCUUGAAGACUUGAGUGCCUCCCGUUGCAACCCCUAAUAGUUUGAGGCUGUCAUGUCUAGCCCAGAUUUGCUCUGCUCUACAUGUACAUUCAUGUUAAUGGGAGGCAUUAACAAAUUGCUAAUUCUGCUACAUCAGUUGCCCCGGAAGGCUAUUGCAUAUGCAGCCCUACCUGUUGCUUGUUGCACCAUUGGCAAUGGUGGAGGCGAAUAUGUUUGGUGAAGAUGGCCACUAGUUUUCACACUCUAACCCAAUAUCUCAUCGAAUUGUAACUUUUGGGCUACAUGAUUCUGAUUUAGUUUUUGAAUUAUGCUCCUUGUGUAAAAAGAUUGGCGGUGCUAUUACUCUGCAGUGAGUUGUGCACUUCAAUAGUGAAUUGGCUUGAUGUAUUUUCUAGUUUUAAAAAAAUAUCUCAUUUGGUAAACUAGAUUUUCA
This is a messenger RNA of Juglans regia (Persian walnut), 3394 nucleotides long. Its product is annotated as katanin p80 WD40 repeat-containing subunit B1 homolog. The transcript is spliced from 20 exons. Gene Ontology annotation, cellular component: katanin complex. Gene Ontology annotation, biological process: microtubule depolymerization; microtubule severing. Gene Ontology annotation, molecular function: microtubule binding. Bases 469 to 2892 code for a protein of 807 amino acids. The record is from RefSeq and is a predicted model, not a curated record. NCBI's taxonomy places the organism in Eukaryota, Viridiplantae, Streptophyta, Magnoliopsida, Fagales, Juglandaceae.